Molecule: messenger RNA, 1703 nt
Organism: Populus euphratica (Euphrates poplar)
Lineage: Eukaryota; Viridiplantae; Streptophyta; Magnoliopsida; Malpighiales; Salicaceae
Source: RefSeq, a predicted model, not a curated record
AUGUACUUUUUAACUCAUAUAGGAAAAGGUCCAAAUUCAGCUUAUGGAUUUGCUACCAGGUGCUUGGAAAUUUUGAAAAAUCAGUCAUGUCAUAUUGAGAAGGUAGUUAAGAGGCAAACUACUCAAGAAAUUCUAAAUAAUCGACUACAUGUUAAAGCUUUAAUAGAUAUUGUUCGUUGGCUUACAUUUCAAGCAUGUGCUUUUAGAGGACAUGAUGAACGUCCAAAAUCAAAAAAUCGAGGUAAUUUUCUUGAAAUGUUGGAACUUUUAGCAUCAUAUAAUGAACAAGUAGGUGCUCUUGUUUUGGAUAAUGCUCCACAAAAUGCUAAAUACACCUCGCAUCAAAUUCAAAAGGAAAUUUUGCAUGUCUUUGCUAGAAAUGUUCAGUCUUCAAUUCGUCAUGAGAUUGGUGAUGCAAAAUUCUGCUUAAUUAUUGAUAAAGCUCGAGAUGAAUCUAGAAGAGAGCAAAUGGCCCUUGUUAUUAGGGGCCAAGGGUAUGAUGAUGCUAGUAAUAUGCGUGGAGAGUGGAAUGAAUUGCAAAAAUCUCAAGACAUUUUAAAUGCUAUGUAUUUGGUGACUACCACAAAGACUUUAAUUCAGAAGUUAAGAGAUGAUGGCUGGGAAACUCUUUUAGAAGAAGUGACAUCAUUUUGUAAGCAUCAAGACAUUGAAGUUCCUGAUAUGGAUGCUUGUUUUUCUAGUGUGGGACAAUCUCGCUGUAAAACAAAAUCAAUAACAGUUGAGCAUCACUAUCGAGUUGAUAUAUUUGCAGCUAUCAUUGAUCAACAGUUGCAAGAGCUAAAUAAUAGAUUCAAUGAGCAAACGAUUGAGCUUCUUAAGUUGAACGCAGCUUUAGAUCCUAAAAAUAACUAUAAAUUAUUCAGUGUUGAAGAUAUAUGCUUACUUGUUGACAAGUUCUAUCCUAAAGACUUUUCUAACCAAGAAAAAACUCAUUUGAGAUUUCAGUUGCAGCAUUAUGAGCUUAAUGUGCCCAAUCAUCCAAAGUUAAAGAAUAUGUCAUCGAUUGCUGAUUUAUGUCGAGGAUUGGUUGAAACUGAAAAAUCAACAAUUUAUCCACUCAUUGACAGUUGCUCCUACCAGUAUGAGUCUUGUGCUCAGUUAAUACAAUCUACUGAGUUGUUUUCAGAUACCAAACGAUUCUGCCAAAUUAUUGGUGCUAUUCAGUAUCUCACAUUUACUCGACCUGAUAUCUGUUAUGCUGUAAAUAAGAUACCCAAUAUCAGGGUCUCACAUGUACAACAACAUCAAAGAAGUAAGAGAGGCAAGAAGAUCAGAGAUAUAGCAUCAGACUGUCAAGGUAAAAGUUCAUGGCCAGAGCUCCUUGGAGCACAAGCAAGGGUUGCUGUUGUGACAAUUGAGACGCAGAACCCUUACGUUGACACUCAAGUUGUGCUGGAAGGAACACCAGUGACUAAAGAUUUCUCUUGCACUAGGGUUCGUGUUUGGAUUGACCAAAACAGAAUUGUCACUCGCGUCCCUGUCAUUGGUUAGAUUUCAAGCAUGCUGUUGCUUUAAUUUCUCCCAAAAAUGAAAUAAGGAGUGACGAUUCUCCAAUGUCUGCCCUUUUCUGGUUAUUGUACUAAUUAAUAAGAGAGAUGGAUGUCUGCAAUAUUAUUAUGCAAUCGUGUUUUGGCACAAGACCAGUUCAAUGAAAGUUACAUAUAUAUGACUAAAUUUUAGUA